GGGGUCAAUCGACUGAAGAACAUUUCAUCCCGCAGCAGCGUAUUUCUCAGCACUAACUCAAACCCUCUCGUCCUCGAUAUCCAUCUCAUCUCACCUCCAUCUACUUCACAUAUACAUAUUCAGUCAAGAUGGCUCCGGAAAACCCAGACGCCGCGAUGCAAAUCGAACCCGCGACUACCGCGCCCGCGGCAGAGUACGAUCCAAAAACCGCUGAUCGAGCCGAGCCGUUUUACGUGCGUUACUACUCUGGCCAUGCCGGCAAGUUUGGCCAUGAGUUUCUCGAGUUUGAUUUCAGAGUACAAGGAGACGGGCGGAGCGCACUUGCGCGGUAUGCGAACAAUUCAAAUUACAGAAAUGAUUCCCUGAUUCGAAAAGAGAUGUCUGUUAGCGCACUCGUCGUCCAGCAACUAAAGCAAAUGAUAGUCGACGCCGAAAUCAUGAAAGAAGACGACUCCAAAUGGCCAGAAAAGAACGCAGACGGCAAGCAAGAACUCGAGAUCAGACUGGGAAACGAGCACAUCUCGUUCGAAACCUCGAAAAUCGGCUCGCUCAGCGAUGUCCAGAAAAGCGACGACCCUGAGGGAUUGCGGGUGUUUUACUAUCUCGUGCAGGAUCUCAAAGCGUUUGUGUUUUCACUUAUCGCGCUUCAUUUUAAGAUCAAACCAAUCCAAUAGUCUCUGAUCUAGAGCAACCGUAAAAGUGUGUACGAUAGAGCAAAAU
Myxozyma melibiosi is the source of this 720-nucleotide messenger RNA. Its product is annotated as Mago nashi protein. Gene Ontology annotation, biological process: RNA splicing. The record is from RefSeq and is a predicted model, not a curated record. NCBI's taxonomy places the organism in Eukaryota, Fungi, Ascomycota, Lipomycetes, Lipomycetales, Lipomycetaceae. The transcript has 5 exons. Gene Ontology annotation, cellular component: nucleus; exon-exon junction complex. Bases 129 to 674 code for a protein of 181 amino acids.